AUGGUCGACUUAUCAUGGAACAGAGGCAUGAUUGCAGAGUCACGACCGCCGGUCAUGAAACCACCAGCGCCGACCAUGAUACCACCACAGCCGCAGGCAUCAACCUCUCGUCUCGAGCCAUGUGCCUCAACGGCUUCGCUCUUUCUGUACGCCCAAGGCUCUGUGAUUUCGUGUCUUCACCAUGAUACCCUAGCACUUGAGAGACGUUUUGAGAAUCACCAGGCAGACAUCGAAUUUAUUUCGGUUGACAAUGUCAGUGAGCGAGGUGCGGGCAGACUAGUGCUCAGCUAUGAUGUUGGGAAAACUGCGAUUGUUUGGGAUAUUUUCACAGGGACAGUGAUCGCAAGGUUCGCAUCUUUUGAACAACUCAAAGUGGCUACAUGGAUGCGAAACGGGAAUGUCGCUUUCGGAAAUGAAAAGGGCGAUGUUAUCAUCUUCGAACCCUCCACCUCGGAGCACAUUUCCUGCCGCACUAUCUUCGAUCCUAUAACCGCUCUUGCACCGGGCACAGACUGUCGAACAUACGCAAUUGGAUACCAAAACGGCUCUAUAAUGAUCGCUACACUCCACCCAACAUUCACGAUUUUGCAUACCAUGACCACCUCACGAGGACCGUCGUCGAUUCUCUCCUUGGCCUGGCAUGCCUCCUCCUCCAAACAGAAAUCUGAUAUGCUAGCAACACUGUGGGCGAAUGGAGAUCUGAGGGUUUGGAGCGUUGCAAAGCCGCCAGCGAAAGAACCUCCUAGGGUCAUUCGAGUGUUAAAACGAUCAGAUGGCUCGCCUCCAUCGGAGCCGAAAUGGAUGGCCUGGUCGAGAAAUGGGAGAAUUGUACAAUAUCUCGAUGGAGAAACUUGGGCCUGGGAUGUCAGGACAAAACAUGUCACAUAUGAGCCAGUUCCGACCAUCGACAACCCUCGUGGCUUUGCGAACUUCGGGCCCACGGCCACUCUUUUCACUCUCGGGCCCCAAUUUACCGUUCAACAGUAUGAUGUGGAGGCUCCAGCGAUGGUCGCCAAUGUGCAGCAUCUUCCGGCCAGCGCUAUACCUUUGCCUCAGGAGCAAGUGAGUUUACGGAGUCUAGAGGAUCCACCGACUAUAAAAGAGUCUGCAAAUGGCUACAACCCCAGAAGAACGCCAUUUGAUUCGAGCGGGGUUGAAGCUGUCCGGCAACAACGAGCAGAAUUGAGCAGUCCAGUCUCGUCUCGGAGUCAUGCUAACUCGGUGAGUUCGAAGGCGUCCUCGGGAAAAUAUAGGAUGGCCACCUUUUCGCCACCGAGCAGGUCGGGAGUGACUGGGACUUCAUUUUCAUUGACAUCUGCAUCCGGUCGAGAUACGCCUCAGGCGUCUGGAGCUUCGUAUGCUUAUGCAUCCUCCGUCUCGAUGUCGUCUGUUAAAAGCUCCCGUGCAGGGGGCUCGCGGCUGAGGAAUGAAGUUCAGCUCAGCCCAGCAGAUAGACCCAGUGAUCUAUUCCCCUUCACGCGCGCACGUCUUAAUGAUGUGCCAUACGGACAUCAUCAGCCGCUCGACGAAUCUUGCCUUACUCCAGACGAUUUACGACAACAGAUGCUGAGCGUUGUGUUCGGUUUUGACGGUGAUAUUGAAGGGCUGAUCCGAGACGAAAUGAGCCAUCAUGCUCCCUCGAGCCAUCAUGCCGUGUUAUUAGCUCAAUGGCUUGGAGAAUCUGACACUGAUCACAUGGUUUCGAUGAUUAACUCUGGCCCCGCAACAACUACCGAUUGGAUGCUUCUCGCUUUUAGCCAAAUGUCUGGAGAAUCUCAGUCGAAUAAGUUUGGACAGGCCUUUGUCCAAAAGCUCCUGGAGAUCGGAGAUAUACACACGGCAGCGACCAUAUUGCUAGGGCUCGGAGACCGGAACGAUGCUAUCGAGGUCUAUGUGUCGCAAAACUACUAUAUGGAAGCAAUUCUUUUGACAUGCCUUGCUAUGCCCACAGACUGGCAGCGACAGUCAUACCUUGUCCGUCGAUGGGGUGAGCACGUAGUAUCACAUUCACAGCAGCAGUUGGCAAUUCGAUGUUUUAUGUGUACAGGUGUUGAACCAUCGGAGCCAUGGACGUCGCCUGCCGCUCAACAGGCAGCAUCAUUUGCCGAAGUUAUUGCAAAGAGACCGCAGAUACAAACACCAGAGCCACCAUAUCAGAAGCCUGCGGACCCUGCGAACCUGAUGGUGCCAAAUUCGCAUGCUAGACCGACAGCUAGCACCACUAGGCCAGGUCUAAAAAUGCCAGCUCUCAAGCUGAUCACAUCAUUUGACUCACAACCAAACCACAAAUACAGCUUCCCCGGCUUGAAGUCAGACGAUAGGACGCCAACAAAUGCUCCAGGGGUUACGCCUAUAGCUGAAUCGGCCGUCGUGGAAUCGGCUCUUUCGCCCGGUGGGUUUGGUUCCUACAAGCUGAACAAUACCCAGAGCUUGAACCUUGCAAUGAACGGACGAACGAACACACCUGCUUUCAAUAGGCGCCGUCUCCCUUCUAUUGGGGAAACGCCGGUUGACGUUCACCCGCCAACCUUUGCCGCGCUUGCAUUAAAUGACAAGCUUGCAAUGGAAUAUGGUUCAAACUCUGAAAAUGAAGAGAUCCAAGGACAAAAACAAGAGGACAACGAAGAGGGAGAAGGGCUCGGCUUACUAUCUUCUGCGCGAUACGAUCCAGAAGAAUACAAACCUAGUCCGCAAACUGCUGUUCAGGCGGCAAAAGACCAGUUCGCAGGGAUCAAGGGCCUCCCCUCGCCAGCUGUCGGUGUUUUCGAGGCGUUCAAGGAGCGAUCUGACAGUAGGGCAAGUACUCGAGAACGGAAGCCAGAGGGCUUGCAGCUCCACCUGGGCAGCUCCUCUCAGAACGAUAUUCAGGAGCACCCAAAUCUCUUAGCAAACUUCAGAAGUCCAGCGUCGACCUUGAACAGUUUUAGCUCCGCCAAGACUCCUAGUGUGAGCAGCCGAAGUAUUGAUCAGUAUAUUAGCAGUUUGGGGGAGGCAAGCCACCAUUCGCUGAAGUAUCAGACUCCGAGUGUGAAUACUCCUGGGCGCGGACGAAGAAACACGGAUGACGCCACCAGUCAAGCCUCGAGUCGCAGAUACCGAUCCAGAAACGAAUCCCAAGAGACUCGAGGCCGACAUGGGAAAAGAUACAUACAACCUGCCAAACGUUCGCCAUCCUCACCAGUUCCUAUGUCGCCCGAAGAGCUGGCACGGAUCAAUGCAAGCGCUGCAAAAAAACCAUCGUCUCGAACGCGCAGUGCCAGCAGGGUGCGGAAACCACGCUCCCGCAAUUCCUCUGAACGUCGUCAGAAUCGCUCGGCAAGCCGCAAUACCGCCAGUCGUGUUGACACCGAAAGUUCUCAGCGGGGACGCAGUAUGGACCGCCAAGCUUCGAACAUGAGAUCUCCUUCAUCUCCACUACCACUCCCUACAAUGACUCCAGAUGACGCUAUGAGGCUAGUGGCAAGCGAUAGGGAGCGCUUGCGGGUACGCCAGCGGAGUAACAGCGGCCGUCCGGACAGAACUAUGAGCACGAAAGGCGACGAAGCAAGGCGUCCCAGAACAGACUCUCGUAGCCAGUUUGAUUUGGACAUUGCAGCCCAUGCAGAGCAAGGCGCCGUCAUCAUCUUACAGGACGAAACCUUGGGCGACAGCGCAUACUUUGAUGAUAGCAGCCAGGAGGUUAGAGAUAUGGUGACUGAACUGGCACGCGAGCCUCCAUCGGCGGUCAACAAUCAUGCCGCUCUGAUAGAGCAGAGGAGAAAGCAGCUUGCAGCUGCUGAACUCGAGGCACGCCGCCUGUCCCUGGCACGUAAUCCAUCUGCGCCAAACAUCCCAUUCCCCGGGGAGUUACAGUCCGCACGCACUGCUCCGGAAAGCCCGCCGUUCUCGAUGUCGUCGUUUACGCCACAUACUCCUGGUCGGCACAGGCCUACUGCUAGCAAAGGAUCGCCAGUUGGUCCAAGCAGUUCCGAAUCGAUUCCGUCUAGAUCAAACUUACCCUUUGGAUUGCCAUCAACUCCUCGAGCCAUGCGACACCCCAAGUACAACGGGUACGAAGAGACCGUAGCAGUGCCUCCGGUGCCUGACAGCACUAUUCUCUUGAGCGACGCAAGAUACCAAGGAGAUGCAGAGAAAAUCGGCCGAUCAAUGUCAGUUCCAGUCCCUGAAACCCAGCCGUCUGGCCUUGUGCCCACCGAUUUGCCAAUGCAUCCACGAUUCAACCCACGUCUACCGAGAAGUCGCUCGACCAGUCGGUCACGUGGCAAAGGCCAUCAUCGAGAGAGUAGUGGAAACAGCUAUGGCGGUUCUCCCGUCACAGUGAGCAUUGAAGAGACCAUUGAGAAUGCACUUGUGAUGCAACAGGCCGAGAACCCGCCCAUCUUGCCCCAGCUACAACAUUUGAAUCCUCCGCCACCUCCCCCUCCACCUGUCCCUCCGCUAGCCUCCCCUCGACAAUCCUCAGGAACGAUUGAUAUUGCAUUUGAUAACGAGGACUUUGGACGGCUUCUUCCUCGCGCAAUGACUGCCGCUCCGGCACCGAGUACGGACACUCGUCCUGGCUUGGAACAACGCCGCCGCAUGUCCUUCGAGCAUCGACGAGGCCGCAGUGUGAACGAGAGCUUGAGCACGAAGAUCCGCAACCUGACACGCGUCGGUAACAACAAAGGCAGUGAGCCCUGGGUGUCUGCUGAGAUUCACAUCCCGUAUGAAAGCGUGCAAGUGAUGGACGGUCGGCUUUAA
Messenger RNA from Aspergillus saccharolyticus JOP 1030-1, 4740 nucleotides. RefSeq lists its product as uncharacterized. The record is from RefSeq and is a predicted model, not a curated record. Gene Ontology annotation, molecular function: transcription factor binding. Gene Ontology annotation, cellular component: nucleus. Bases 1 to 4740 code for a protein of 1579 amino acids. Lineage: Eukaryota; Fungi; Ascomycota; Eurotiomycetes; Eurotiales; Aspergillaceae. Gene Ontology annotation, biological process: positive regulation of transcription by RNA polymerase II. The transcript is spliced from 5 exons.